Molecule: messenger RNA, 1149 nt
Organism: Hypomesus transpacificus
Lineage: Eukaryota; Metazoa; Chordata; Actinopteri; Osmeriformes; Osmeridae
Gene: rplp0
Product: ribosomal protein, large, P0
Exons: 8
Coding region: 162-1106 (314 amino acids)
Biological process (GO): cytoplasmic translation; ribosomal large subunit assembly; ribosome biogenesis
Cellular component (GO): cytosolic large ribosomal subunit
Molecular function (GO): large ribosomal subunit rRNA binding; structural constituent of ribosome
Source: RefSeq, a predicted model, not a curated record
AGACUUUAUAGAGCCGUUCUGUGUUUCGAUUGGUCGAUGUUUUUCUACAUAUUCUGUUCCGUUCAGUUUGGAAGUCUCUUUCUUUCACGCGACCCUACAGCGAGAAACUACCACCUUGUCUUUAAACCGGCUGUUCAGCGAUCCUUGGAAGCACUGCAAAGAUGCCCAGGGAAGACAGGGCCACGUGGAAGUCCAACUAUUUUUUGAAAAUUAUUCAAUUGUUGGAUGACUAUCCAAAAUGCUUCAUUGUGGGUGCAGACAAUGUGGGCUCCAAGCAGAUGCAGACCAUCCGCCUGUCUCUGCGUGGGAAGGCUGUGGUUCUCAUGGGUAAAAACACCAUGAUGCGUAAAGCCAUCCGUGGCCACCUGGAAAACAACCCAGCCCUUGAGAAGUUGCUGCCACACAUUAAGGGUAAUGUGGGCUUUGUCUUCACUAAGGAGGACCUGGCUGAGAUCAGGGACCUGCUGCUGGCAAACAAGGUGCCAGCUGCAGCCCGUGCUGGUGCAGUAGCCCCCUGUGAGGUCACCGUGCCAGCUCAAAACACAGGUCUGGGCCCUGAGAAGACUUCCUUCUUUCAGGCUUUAGGCAUUACCACAAAGAUCUCCAGAGGAACUAUUGAAAUCCUGAGCGAUGUGCAGCUCAUCAAACCUGGAGACAAAGUGGGUGCCAGCGAGGCAACCCUUCUCAACAUGCUGAACAUCUCCCCCUUCUCAUACGGACUGGGCAUCCAGCAGGUGUAUGACAAUGGCAGUGUGUACAGCCCUGAGGUGCUUGACAUCACAGAAGCUGCACUCCAAGCCAGGUUCCUGGAGGGUGUGAGGAACAUUGCUAGUGUGUGUCUGGAGAUCGGCUACCCCACCCUGGCUUCCAUCCCCCACUCCAUUAUCAAUGGCUACAAAAGAGUUCUGGCUGUUGCUGUGGAAACGGAGUAUUCCUUCCCCCUGGCAGACAAGGUUAAGGCCUUCCUGGCUGACCCUUCUGCCUUCGCUGUGGCAGCCCCGGUUGCUGCCGCCGAGGUGGCAGCUGCUCCAGCUGCUGCCAAGGAAGAAGCAAAGGAGGAGUCCGAGGAGUCUGAUGACGACAUGGGCUUUGGGCUGUUUGACUAGAUUUGCAUUUUUGCAGAGUUGAAAUAAACAAUUCAAUAGAGAA